AUGUUUCUUUUUGAAAUCUUUUGAAAUUAUUUUGAAUCUGAAAUAAUUUUAAAGCUAGAAAUCUGGUGCACACUCAAAUGUAGAUAGGUCAAUCCCUGGAAUGAAAAAUUCAAGGAGAUUUUCAGGCUUUUAAGGAAAACGAAAAUUUAAGAAGAAUUUCAGGUUUACAAGGCUUUUAAGAUCGCUGGAAACCCUGCAUUAUUUUUAAUACAUGUGGUUCAAUUUGUUUUCAUUGUAUGGUUGGAUUUUUGAAAAAUUAACAAAGGGCCUUUGGUAAACCAUUACAUAUGCCAUUGUUAUUUAAAAUUGUUUAUUUUUAUCAGCGACUUGUAGUUAUAUCUAAUCUGCUGCUACACUACCAGCGAAAGCAGUCAGUAUCGACUCCAGUAAACAGAAAUAUGUUAACUAAAACUAUUAGUAUAAUUUUCAAAGCAAGUGGACAUCAUUAUUCUGUGACCAAAAUCUUGAAAUUGGUUUGUUCCUUAAAUUUGUCGAAAUAAAAAGAACAUAAGAGAAGUAAAAUGUAUUUCUUUAUUCGUUCUAAGAUAUUUGAGUGAAAAUCGAAAUGGAAUUAAAUAAAUCAUUUUUAUUGUACACCUUUUUGAGUAAUGGUGAAUCUGAAUCAGGAAAAAGGAUCGGCGACGCUAAAAGAAGAAGAGCUUAUUUUCAACAGUUUAUAAGUUUUCUCUCUGGUUAUAUUUUGAUGAUGGAUGUUGGCUCAAGCAUGGUAUGGCCUUCACCAGCACUGCCCUAUCUAACAAGUGAAAAUUCAACAAUUCCAAUAUCAAAUGCUCAAGGUGCUCUUCUGGCAGCGAGUAUGAAUAUUUCUGCAAUAAUUGCAUUGCUCCUGUGUCCACUAGUAGUGGAUCGAAUCGGGAUUAAAUACACGAUCCAAGUAAUCGGAUUAUUGCAGCUACUGUCAAAAAUUUUACUGUACAUAGCUGAUAACUACAUCUUUUUACUUGUAACAAGAUUGUUGACUGGUAUCGGUUGGAUUGCAAUGUACGCCUUUUUCCCUCUUUACAUGGGCGAAAUUGCUGCUGAAAAUGUCAGAGGAAGAUUUCUGAUUUUUGACAAAAUCUGUGUGAACUUGGGAUCCUUCCUUAUGUCAAUCGCCGGAGCUUUUCUGGCUUAUAACACUAUGAACCUAGUUAUGAUAUCCAUACCGCUAAUUGCUAUACUACUUUUUCCACUGAUGGAAGAAACUCCAUAUUUUCAUUUGAUCAAGGGACGGGAAGAGGAAGCUGCUAAAACUCUAAUGAGAUUGUCGGCAGAUAAUGGAGUUAAGAAUGUUAAGGCAAAUAUUGAAAGAAUGAAGAAUGCUAUUCUGAAAGGACAAAUUUCAAAGCAAACUAGCAUCAGAGAAUUAUUCAGCGAUAGGGCAAGUCGGAGGGCUUUGAUAAUCAAAACGAUUGCAGAAACAACAUACAUUUUCUCAGGCUAUCAUGCAGUUCAAGCUUAUGCACAAGAAAUUUUUAGCUACAGUGGUUCAAACUUAGCGCCAGGAUACUCAGUGAUGAUCAUGACAGGAAUUCAAAUUUUUGCUGGCUUGCCAUCUUCUCAAAUAGUUGAUCGAUGGGGAAGAAGGCCAACUUUUUUACUAUCCGGAGUAUCGUCUGCACUUUCAUUAGCAAUUGUGGGCCUAUUUUUCUUUUUAAAAAUCUUUCUUCAAGUUGAUGUUUCUUCUAUUGCUUGGCUACCACUUGCUGGUUUGAUAUCAUUUACUUUUUCAUGCAACAUGGGACUCAGCACUGUUCCUUAUGUUUAUAAAGGAGAACUUUUUUCUGUUAAAGUGAAGAAUGUGGCGACUACCUUCUCAACGAUUAUAGCAUCAGCAUUAGGUUUUACUACACACAUUCUUUUUGCGUUAUUACACGAACGUAUUGGUAUUUACUCAAGUUUUUGGAUUUUUGGGUUGGUUUGUUUUGUGGGAUCAGUCACUGUCUUUUGUAUUGCACCGGAAACUAAAGGAAAAAAUCUAGAAGAAAUUUUAGAAUUGUUAAGUAAAAAAAAUUAGAAUAUAAAAAAGAGGGAUUGUGGGAC
This is a messenger RNA of Belonocnema kinseyi, 2043 nucleotides long. Its product is annotated as facilitated trehalose transporter Tret1-like. Lineage: Eukaryota; Metazoa; Arthropoda; Insecta; Hymenoptera; Cynipidae. The record is from RefSeq and is a predicted model, not a curated record. Gene Ontology annotation, molecular function: transmembrane transporter activity. The transcript is spliced from 3 exons. Gene Ontology annotation, cellular component: membrane. The coding region runs from base 566 to 2017 and encodes 483 amino acids. Gene Ontology annotation, biological process: transmembrane transport.